UACUUUCCUCCCUCGCUUCCUCUCCACCUCCCUCUCUCUUCACCUUCAUCUCGGUCCCUCCUUCUCUUCCUCCUCCUCCUCCUCCUCCUUCUCUUCCUCCUACUCUUCCUCCUCUUCCUCCGGCUGUUGUUGCGCCGCCGCUGCUGGCGCUUCUGCUGCAGCUCGCGACUUCCAGAGAGCCUCGCCUCCGGCACAACAAGUCCGCCCUCCGGUCCCCCCCUAUCCUCCUCCUCCCCCGACCCGCCACCAUCCACCCCUCCGCCCUCCUCACCGGCCGGGGGACGCUCGUCUCGCUCGCCGUAAAUGCGAUGUGAUAAAUGGGCCGCGCAGGAUGUGAAGCCCCGCAAGAAGAAGAAGCAGCAGCAGCAGGAGGAGGAGGAGGAGGAUGGCGAAACCGGGCUUGUCUGCGGCGGCGCUGCCGCUGCUCUUGCUGGGCUCCCUCCUCUCGGCUUCCUCCGUUAAAGCCGACGCUGCGCUGUCAGCUCCGCUCAAUGUGACCAUCAGAGAGCUGGAGGUCAACUCGGCUGUGGUGACGUGGGAGAUCUUGGAGGGAGAUCCCGUCAUCGGAUUCGCCAUCACGCAACAGAAGAAGGAUGUGCGGAUGUUCAGGUUCAUCCAGGAAGUGAACACCACCACCCGCUCCUGCGCGCUGUGGGACCUGGACGAGGACACCGAGUACAUCGUCCACGUCCAGACCAUCAGCAUGGGAGGCAGCAGCCCCCCCAGUCAGCCCGUUCUCUUCAGAACGCCAAAAGAGUCGGAGAAAAUGGCGUCCAAGAGUCCCGAUGAGGUGACGAUGGAGGAGGUUGGUCAGGCUGCCCAGCUGAGGGCCGGAGAGCUCAUCAUCAUUGUUGUGGUGCUCGUCAUGUGGGCAGGGGUGAUCGCCUUGUUCUGUCGUCAGUAUGACAUCAUCAAAGACAACGAGCCCAACAACAACAAGGACAAAGCCAAGAACUCAUCAGAGUGCAGUACACCGGAGCACCCACAGGGGGGGUUACUGCGCAGCAACGUCUAGGACCAACCUUCUGUCGCCUUUUGCAAUAACCAACCUAAGACCUCAGGACGGACCUGAGACCAACAGAAAGCCAUUCUCAGAAAAAGAACAAAAAAAAAGGACAAAAAAACAUUGCCGAAUAGAUCAAACCAACAAAGGAAUCUUCUCGACACAACGGAGCGAGCUCUGCAAACGUGCAAAAUCAAAGGCUACAAGCAGCCGAACCGGAAACGGCGGACUGUCGCCUCCCUCCUGCUGAUCCACGGCGGACUCUUGACCGGAGCUGCCCGAUUCACACAGUUUUGUUACUCUUCGUCGGUGGCAUGGAAUCCCCCCUGACCCUUCUGCCCUGGGAGUGUUGAUUGUCGAAUGUGAAUGUCAAACUCAACGUGUGGACGCCAGCUCCAAGGUGGCGGGAAGUGGAGAUCGGCUGGUCCAGGAGCCACUGUUUGAUUUCCAAGAACCAGCUUUUACAGUUUUUCGGGAGACCUCUACAGCACACCAACAGAGCAGGUACCAGGCACCGCUCAGCCUGAGAAUGUGGAAGACUCUGGGUUCAGCUGCGAGAACUACGUGUGAGGAGAGGAA
Molecule: messenger RNA, 1582 nt
Organism: Poeciliopsis prolifica (blackstripe livebearer)
Lineage: Eukaryota; Metazoa; Chordata; Actinopteri; Cyprinodontiformes; Poeciliidae
Gene: fndc5b
Product: fibronectin type III domain containing 5b
Exons: 7
Coding region: 386-1015 (209 amino acids)
Molecular function (GO): protein binding
Source: RefSeq, a predicted model, not a curated record